AUGGCGUAUGGUGGAUGGCACCAGGGCACAGCUGGAACGACAUACUACAGGGGCGGCUCGGGUCACGGCGCCUGGCCGACGUGGUCUGAGGUGCAAGCGGCCGGAAGCGGCGGGGAGCCACCUCAAGCAGCGAUAGGCGAAGAUGAUGCAGCGGCCCAGGCGCAGGGAAGCACCACUGCCGCCGCAACUCCGGAAGAAACUCCACAGUGGAACUGGGGAACCCAAGCCUGGGGGAAUGGGUCCUGGAACCAGGGUGGAUGGGGCGGAGGAAGCUGGCAGUGGAACUGGUGGCCCACGAGCAGCAACGCCAAGGGCGACUACAGCGAUCCGCCAGCAUGGGGCGGAUGGUCAAGCUAUCGGCUGUGGAAGAAGUCCCUGAUCCGGUGGAACCAGAACACAGACGUGCCCAUGUGGAGAAGGUUCGAGAAGCUGAGCAAGCAACUAGAUUGGGAUCUUCAGGGCCGAUUUGAGCACGUGCCCGAGGCGACGCUAGCGGGCGCAGGCUAUCUGGAUGCGGUCCUUGGCAUCCUCGAUGGCCUGGCUGGGGAGAAGGACGCGUCGGAGAAGCGCAGGGUCGUCAGAGCAGCCCUGUUCGAAGGCCAACGCAAGAAGGACGAGACGUUGUCGCAGUUUGCUGUGCGCCGUGAACAGGAGUUUGCUGGAGCCGACCGCUACCUGACGAUCCCUUCCGAGCUCAAGGCGUUCAUCCUGGAGGAGACGGCGGGACUCACUCGGCAAGGCGUCCAGAACCUCCGGACGCUCACCAGCGGGGCGGGUGACUUCGACAAGAUGGUGGGCGCCCUCAAGACGCUCGAUGUAGAAGAAGAGCCGUUGACCAAGGGCAAGUCGGCGCUCUUCAGUGGGCUGGCGACGGAGGACAGCACGGCGACGACCGGUGACGAUGGCGAGGCCAGCCCCGACGACGUCGAUGAGGAGUACCAUGACCAGGUCGAGGCAUUCCUGACGGAGGUCGACGAUGCCGACGAGGACACCGCGCUCGAGAUGCUGGCCGCCUUCGAGAAGGAGCAAGCUGCGGCGCCGGAGAAGCGCCGGACCUGGAAGCAGAACAAGGACAGGAAGGCGGCGGCGAAGAAAGACCGACGGGUGUUCAGCCGGCCCCGGCUCACGGUCAGUGAGCUGAAGGAGCGCACUCGAUGUGCCAACUGCGGGGAGCGAGGGCAUUGGAAAGCUGAGUGCAAGAAGCCGUACCGCUCCAAGGAGGAUCGUGGCAAGAACGACGGCCGCGGGGCAGAAGCAGGGCGCAGGGCCGUGGCUUUUGUCUACUUUGGGGCCACCGAGAACGAGGCACAGGGCAACACCUUCGUGGGCUGGGCGGCUGGGGCGGCUGAGCUGGACGAGGACGAGGCCCGGGACAUGUUCGAGCACACGAUUCCCCGGCAGACCGCCCAGGUUCGCGACCCCGAGGACGGCGAGACGAGCGAGCACGAGGCCCAGAACGCGCUCGAGGACACGAUUCCCCGGCAGAUCGCCCAGGUUCGCGUCCCUGAUGGCGGCGAGGUGAACGAGCACGAGGCCCACGACGCUCUCGAGGACACGAUUCCCCGAGAGGACAACCAGGUUCGCGACCCAAAGGGUGACGACGAGGCGAAGCACGACGCCCCGGACACGCCCGAUGACACGAUUCCCCGGAAGGACAAGGGCAAGCAGUGGGAGCCGGCAGCCCGGCCAGGGUCCCCAAGGGCACGCGAUGGCGAAAGGACUUCAGUGGGCCGCUGUGCUGGUCUUCUUGGAUGGCUUGUGGCAGCCGUGGUGGCCGGGAGCCAGGCGAGCCUCUUCGCGCUGGACCCCGGACACGCCAUUCUGGACAUUGGGGCGGCACAGGACCUGAUCGGGAAGGAGGCUUUUGAGCGACUGAACCAGCGGCUAAGGAAGCAGGGGCUGCGCAGCUUGAGGCUACCGUGUGCGCCUCCAUCUGCCCACGGGGUCGGAGGCAAGGCGACACCACUUUUUCAAGCCCUCAUUCCGUGCAUCCUGGCGGGCGUGCCUGGCGUGGUGAGGGUCACGGUCAUCGAGGAGAGCAUCCCUCACCUCAUCUCGGUGGGCCUUCUUGAAGCCACGGGCGCGGCCAUUGACAUGCGGCGCAACACCGUUGACUAUCAGGAGCUGGGAGUGAGUGAGCCGAUGCUGCGCCUCAAGUCGGGGCACCGGGCUGUGGACAUAGCGGCGUGGCGCGGGGGAACUUUCCCGACGCCCCACCAUGUCAAGGAAGAGUUCGGUCUCACCGAUGGUGCCUUCAACCUGGGGGCGGAGUUGACUGGAAGCGCAAUUGAAGCAUACAUGGUAGAUGGGGUUCCGGGGAAGGGGGCCAGUGUGUCGCAAGAUGGGAGGAGCCUGACCGCAGGGAGAGCUUUGAAACGAAUGUGUUGCGGCAGCCCUUGGCUCGUAGCGGCAGUGAGCCUCCCCGUGCUGAGCGGCACGCCUCACAUGGAGAGCAACCCCGAGCACAAGUGGAAGAAAGUGGUCACCCGGCUUCUCAAUCGACGAGUGCUUCCCGAGGAGCCGGUGGUGAGUCAGCAAUGCCCGCAUCCCGCGGACUCCGUGGUCAAUGGGGCAAAUCAAUAUGGGUCAUGGCGGCGAUGUCUGCUUUGUCAAACGAAAAUCAGCUAUGUACCCCACCGAGCGCGGCCGAAACCAAAAGCUGGGAAAGCGGUCGCGUAUGUCAGCGAGCCCCCUCCGGUGCAGCUUGGACGCGAGAAGGCCUCCGGCAGCCAGCCGGCGGAGACGAAGACCACCGAGGUGAUCGAGGCGAUCGGCAAGGUGAUGGCAGAGAACACCCACCAGCUGCAGGUGGCGAUGGCACAGUGCAACCAGCAAGUGCUGCAGGGCAUGGCGCAGACCAAUCAGCAGAUGAUGGCAUCCAUGGGUACCGUGGUGCAGACCAUGCAGGCCAUGCAGGUGACGCAGCAGAGCAUGGUGCAAGAGGUGCGUCAGGUUGCUGGAGGUGCAGCGGCGGCGGUUGCGCAGGCUGGGCUGAUGAUUCCGGAGGCGGCGAUGCACCAGGUGACCUCCAUGGAGGGCGUGGCACCCGAGACGGCAGCCGAUCUCAGCCCACAAUGGACUCCCGAACAGGUGGCACGGCCCGGCGGGACGAGGAGGGCGGUGAGCUUCUAUGACGAGGGCGGCCGCGACGUCGGGGACCUGAAGGACCACGAGCUCUACGACGCGGCGGCCAAGGAGGGCAAGAACUUCUUCGCACACGGCCCGGGCGACCUCUUCUACACCUUUGCCGGUGCUGGUUCUCCUGCCACCCUGCUGUGCAAUGAGCCGUGUGACCGAGCCAAGCUGGUGAGGGCACAGCUUCCAGGGGGUCAGGCAGGCCGCAACAUGAUCGAGUGGAAGCUCCCGGGGCUUCGCUGGCACUUGGACAACCUGGAGCUUGAAGGCGAGUUCGACCAGGCGAAGCUGAUUCAGAAGUAUGACCCCGACCUCCUUGUGAUCGAGCCCGAGGUGACGGACGGCGACUAUCACGAUCACGACGUCGGGGAGCUCCGAGAGAAGGUGCAACGCAAGCUUGUGCGAGACUUUUGUCACCGAACCUGCCGGGAGAUGCUGCAGCGAGGAAGGGCUGUCAUGUGGGCGGCCAAGCGACUGGGGACACACAUCACCGACGAUGAGAAGGCCGAGCUCGAAGGGGCAGGCGGCAUCAUGGCGAGCCACGGCCCCGACGACCAGGACUUUCUCACGAACGACGCCGGCAUCGCAGUGAAACUCCAUGAUCACAGCCGCAUCGGCUGGCUGGCGUCCUCUGUGGAGGGCAUGGUGGGCGCUGAGGCCCAGUGGCGCUCCUUUGCGGCGGCGGGUCUUGACGAGGAGCAGGUGAUCGAGGAGGAGGCCGAGGAGCUGGAUCAAGACGGCAACGCCGGGGCAGGAGUCGGAAGCUUUCCACCAGAGGAGGGGGAGGGCUUGGCACAACAAGCUCACCGGGACAAGGAGGUGGCCAAGCUGGUGGAGAAGCUCCACUUGAACCUGGGCCACCUCUCCAAGGACCGCAUGAUGGUGAUGUUGAAGGCAGCCGGGGCCAGAGAAGACGUCCUGGAGUACGUCGCGAAGAGGUUCGAAUGCGAGAUGUGCGGCCGAAGGCAGAGGGAGCUCAAGCGGCGAGUGGCGGCACACCCGAGGACGUACACGUUCAAUCGGAUCGUGGCGGUUGACGUCCUCUAUGUUCCGUGGCGGGGGGUAUCGCUGCCGGUGCUCAACAUCGUCGACCAUGGAUCCCACUACCAGGUUGCCACCCUCAUCAAGGAGAACGAUGGACGACCUCACCGCGGCGGGUCCCCGAGUUCUGAGGAAGCGUGGAAGACAUUCAUGGAGGCGUGGAUCCGGCCGUUUGGAUCGCCAGAGAUCGUCUUGAGCGAUGCAGGGUCGGAGUUCCAAAAGGAGUUCGCAACCGGGUUGGAGUUGCAGUCCGUCUUCCACCACGUCGUGGACGCCGACUCACCGUGGCAAAACGGAGUGGCAGAACGCCACGGCGGCGAGGUCAAGCGACGCCUCCUGAGAGAGCUUGCUGAAGGGAAGUCCGUCCUGACCAGCCGCGACGACAUAGACCUCAUGCUCUACCACCUCACGGCAGCCAAGAACAUGUGGUACACCCGUGCCGGGUACUCUCCUGCCCAGCUCGUCUUCGGAAGGAACCCGAGGAUUCCCGAGGAGCUGCUCUCUGACCUCGUCUCGAGUGCCCCGGGAAGGCAGGCCAUGGCGAGUGAUCCCACCAACCUUGAGGGCAGCGAGCGAGCCUACGUCCAGAGCUGCAUCAUCCGGCAGAGGGCCAGGGAGCUCAUGUUUGAGAAGGAGGCGAACGAGAAGUUGCAGCGGGCGGCUCGUGCGCCACGACACACCUACCAGCAGUACGCGGCAGGACAGUGGGUGUACGUCUUUCGAAGAGCCCCACAACGUGCACGUUGGUCAGGCCCUGGGUUGGUUCUUCUACAUCAGGGCACCACCGUGUGGGUCGCCAUGAGGGCUCGGCUGUGGAAGUGUAACGUGGACCAGGUGAGACCGGCCAGCAGCACGGAGGCCCUUGGCAUCGAGAUUGUGAACUCGCAACAGUACCAGGAGCUGCUAAGGAACAUGGAGGGCAAGCGAGCAGGUGCUGUUGAUGUCGCUAGGGAGGGCUCCCCACCAGAGGACGCCUGGGAAGAGCCGCGCGAGGAGGAGGCCCCAGUGAUGAUGCCCACGCCACCGGAUGGAGACGGUCGGGAUGCGGACCAAGGCUCGGGACCCAACGAGGCAAACUCUGAGGCCGGUGCGGCGGAUGGACAGCCAGCCGCGGAGAGGCAGCGACGAGUGUCAAUUCAGAGCACCACUGUCCCGAGCGAGGGUGACCAGAGCCUGGAGGAUGGUGAGCAACGCAAGCGCAACGCGGAGGCCGCCGAGCUGGACCCAAUCCUUGAAGAGGAGAUCGAUUGUCCAGGCACCCACGAAGCAGCUCGACGGGCCGAGUCGAGCACCACGCCAUCCUCUGGUCGUGGCGAGGAACCGCCGGCGCGAAGGAGAUCGCGGUCCCCUGUGCCGCCGGUGAUGCGUCCAGUGCUUGAGAGAGCCCAAGCCGAGCACCUUGAGCUCAUGAGGCAACGGGCCGAGGCAACGGACGGCGGCCUCGAGGACCCGAACCUGUACCAGGACAACCGUGACCUCAAGGAGUUGGGCAACGCCCGGGCGAAGCAGAAGGCAAAGGACCUGAAUUACCACUGCAGCGGCGUCUUCUACGCGAUUGAGAGAGAAGGCGAAGGGCAGGCACCUUGUCUAGUAGCCUGCCGAAGUGACGAGUUCAACAUGAAGCGGGCCACCCCCGAGGAGGCGGCCGGGUUCAAGGAGUCAGACCUGACCGAGUGGAACAAUGUCGUGGGGAUGAACGCAGUGAAGAUUUGGCGAGGCACCGAGGCCCGAGAGCUGAGGCGCCAGUAUGCGGGGCGCAUUUUGCGCAGCCGCAUGGUGCGGCGAAAGAAGCCGAUGCCGGGAGUCGGCUGCUUCAAGUACAAGUCCAGGUGGUGCGUGCUGGGCUUUGACGACCCCGACGGCCCAGACCUACGAACGUUCUCCCCCACUCCCCAGGCAGAGGUCAUCAACGUCUUCUUUCAGGCGGCCCUAAACCUUGGCCUCCAGGUGGUGUUUGGCGACGUGACCUCGGCAUUCUGCCAAGGAAAGAAGCUCGAGCGAGCAGCAGGCCGGCUGUUCGCAGAACCAUGCCCCGGCAUUGACGCUGAGCCGGGCGACCUGGUGGAGCUUCUUGUGGCUGUCUACGGCCUGGAGGAUGCUCCAGUGUGCUGGUCAGAGACAGUGCAAGAGCACCUGUGCACCAACCUGGGCUUCCGCAAGACGCAUCUGGACCCCUGCCUGUAUGUGCGGCAGAACAUGAGUAAGCCAGUGGAGGAGCGUGUCGAGGCCAUGAUUCUGGUUGAGGUCGACGACUUCAACGUGGCAGUGCGUCCCGAGCACGAGGAGGAGCUUCUCACCAGCCUCCGGGGCAAGUUCAAGUUCGGGAAGUGGCUUCGGAACGAAGCGGACUUUAACGGAAGGCACGUGAAGAUCACCGACAACGACGUGUACAUGCACCAGGAGAAGUAUGUGUUGGAGAAGCUUCAGGCCCUAGAGCUGAGCAAGGGGAGACGCGCCCUCAAAGAGAGCCUGCUCACCGAGGAGGAGGCUGAGAGUUUCCGCUCGAUGCUGUACCGAGUGAGCUGGCUGUCGCACCAGACCCGACCAGAGGCGGCUGGGCUCACGAGCAUCCUCAGUUCCAAACUCAACCGGGCCACCAUUUCGGAUGUCAUCACUCUGAACAAGAUGAUUGGGCACCUGAGAUCUACUCCGAGACAGGGCAUCCGGCUCCGGAGGUUUCGCCCGGCAGACAUGUGCUUCAUUGGCAUCAGUGACGCUGGUGGGGUGGAUGGCGCCGUGGAAGGGAAGGGCGCCGACGGCAUGAUCGAGGACCCGGUCCAAGGCUCCUGGCUGGUGCUGGCAAGUGACAAGCUGCCGGCUCACGACGAACACCUUCGAGUGUCUGUGCUGUCGUGGCGCUCCACCAAGCUCAAGCGGCGGGUCACGAGCACUUUGGCGUCAGAGACGUUGGCGUUUUCCCAGUGCCUUGGAGAGAUAGAGUGGAUGCAGGUGCUCUAUCGCGACAUCAUCUUCGGAGAUGUGACCAUGGAGUCUUGGAGGCAGGUGAUCCAGCCCUUCACAUGCCUCCUCCGCAAUGGGAGCCAACUGGCAGGACGCCAACAGCAGUGUGGCGUCACGGACGCCAAGUCGCUGUACGAUGCUCUGGUGAAGGGACACCCGGCCAGCAGACAAGACCGAAGGAAUGCCCUGGAGCUUGCCGCGAUCAUUGAUGCUAUGGAGAAGGGCGGAGGGGUGGUGCGCUGGACCUCGCACCAGCGCAUGGUCGCCGACAUGCUGACAAAGGCCGACAUCGGGAAAGGAAACGGCGCGUUGCUACACCUCCUGAGGACCGGGGUUCUUCACAUAGACGACGAAGCUAGCGAGUUGAAGCGGCGUGAGACAGGGGACGGCAGAGCCCGGACCCGUGCUGCAACCGAGCGCCUCCUUAGCAAGGAGGAGGCGGCUGAGCGAAGCGAACUAAGUGGGUUCGCAUUGUGGUUCGCUAGCAAGGUCAGCAUAGAUUUGGGGAAGCUGUUGAGAUUUCCUAGCACAUUACCGAACGGUGGUGAGAGUGAAUGCGUCUGA
Molecule: messenger RNA, 7701 nt
Organism: Symbiodinium sp. CCMP2592
Lineage: Eukaryota; Dinophyceae; Suessiales; Symbiodiniaceae
Source: the annotation of a GenBank genome assembly